UAACCAUAAUUAAUCCAUUAGAAAACAAGGUCGAUUAAACGUUUGCUGCAAAUAAUAUUGAUUCUGUUGUUGUUUAAAUUAGAACCAGACUUAUCAUGGAUGCAGAUCUGUAUGAUGAAUUUGGGAAUUACAUUGGUCCUGACUUGGCCUCUGAUAGUGAAGAUGAAAAUGAGUAUGGGAAUGCUGGAGAUGAUGCAGAGGACAGGGAACGCUCUGAUGAGGAAAUGGAAGAAGACAAAGAUGAGUCUAGAGAGCAAUCGGAACAAGGGAAUUCUAUGGCAGUUGUACUACACGAAGACAAAAGAUAUUACCCAAGUGCAUUAGAGGUUUAUGGACCAGAGGUAGAGACACUAGUGCAAGAAGAAGAUGCCCAGCCAUUGGACAAACCAUUGAUAGCACCAACCAGAAAGCCAAAGUUCCAAAUCAAACAACAACAACUUCCAGAAACAACAUAUAGCAUAGAGUUCUUAGCAGAUAUGAUGGAUGCACCACAUUUAAUAAGGAAUGUGGUUUUACUUGGUCACUUGCACCAUGGCAAAACUACUCUAGUGGAUUGUUUAGUGAGACAGACUCAUCCUUAUUUGCAUAGUGUAACAGAUGAAAAACCCUUGAGGUACACGGAUACCCUAUUCACGGAACAACAGCGUGGUGUAUCAACGAAAGCAACACCCGUCACUCUGUUGUUACAGGACGUGAAAUCCAAGUCUUAUCUUCUAAAUAUAUUCGAUACACCGGGUCACGUGAACUUUUCCGACGAGGCAACGGCCGCGAUACGUUUAUCUGACGGGGCGAUACUGAUUGUAGACGCCGCCGAGGGCGUUAUGUUAAACACUGAACGUCUAUUGAAACACGCGCUUCAGGAAAAACUCGCGUUAACCGUCUGUAUAAACAAAAUAGACCGACUCAUUCUAGAGUUGAAAUUGCCCCCCUUAGACGCGUACUAUAAAUUGAGACAUAUUAUCGAGGAGAUCAAUGGAUUAAUAGCACUUUACUCGGACAACGAAAACCCCUCCUUCGUGUCACCCGCGAUUGGGAACGUGUGCUUCGCGAGUUCGGAGUACAAUGUUUGCUUUACCUUGAAAUCGUUCGCGGCCCUCUAUGGAAAGACUCACCCCAGAUUAAACUCUAACGAGUUUGCAAAAAGAUUAUGGGGUGACAUAUACUUCAACUCGAAAACACGGAAGUUCACCAAGAAACCACCGCAUAACACUGCUCAACGGAGCUUCAUCGAAUUUAUUUUAGAACCGUUGUACAAGAUAUUUGCGCAGGUUGUCGGUGAUGUGGACACUACUUUACCAGAUGUAUUGGAUGAAUUGGGUAUCAGACUAACGUCAGAGGAGAUGAAGAUGAAUAUCAGACCUUUGUUGAGGCUCGUCUGUACUCGCUUCCUAGGAGAUAUGUGUGGGCUAGUUGAUAUGUGCGUAGCCCACGUUCCUAGUCCCCAAUCGCACGCGCCAGUAAAAGUUCAACACGUUUACACGGGACCAAUAGACUCGCCUCUCGCGCAGGACAUGGUGAACUGCGAUCCGGAUGGAAGGCUAAUGAUUCACAGUACAAAAAUGUAUCCUACCGAGGACUGUACGCUGUUUGUAGUCCUCGGAAGAGUAAUGUCCGGUACCCUGGAGGCAGGGCAACGCGUUCGCGUAUUAGGCGAAGCGUAUUCCCGCACGGACGAGGAAGACUCGCGUAUUCUUACUGUGGGUAGAUUAUGGAUCAGCGAGGCACGUUAUUCGAUCGAGUUGAAUAGAGUUCCAGCGGGAAAUUGGGUUCUCAUCGAGGGCAUAGACAGACCAAUCGUGAAAACAAGUACAAUAACGGAUCUCAACAGUUCGGACGAUCUGCACAUAUUCCGGCCGCUAAAGUUCAACACACAGAGUGUGAUCAAAAUCGCCGUGGAGCCGGUUAAUCCAUCGGAAUUACCAAAGAUGUUGGAUGGUUUGAGGAAGGUGAACAAAAGUUAUCCUCUGCUUGGUACCAGAGUUGAGGAAAGUGGUGAACACGUGGUGCUGGGAACGGGUGAAUUAUAUUUGGAUUGCGCCAUGCACGAUUUACGUCGUAUGUAUUCGGAGAUCGAUAUAAAAGUGGCCGAUCCAGUGGUCGCUUUCGCGGAGACUGUGGUUGAAACAAGUUCGCUGAAAUGUUUCGCCGAAACACCGAAUAAACGUAACAAGCUGACGAUGAUCGCUGAGCCGCUUGAAAGGGGCUUGGCAGAGGAUAUAGAAGCGGAACACGUUAAAAUUACAUGGAACAAAAAACGGUUGGGAGAGUUUUUCCAAACGAAAUACGACUGGGACUUGUUAGCUGCUCGAAGUAUAUGGGCGUUCGGGCCAGAUGCAACGGGUCCUAAUAUUCUAGUCGAUGACACGCUUCCAUCCGAAGUAGAUAAAACGUUGCUGAACAGCGCACGGGAUGCGAUUAUUCAAGGUUUUCAGUGGGGUACCCGAGAAGGUCCACUUUGCGAGGAGCCGAUUCGUAACGUAAAGUUCAAGAUCCUGGACGCGGUGAUAGCACAGGAACCUCUGCAUCGAGGAGGUGGACAGAUCAUUCCGACUGCCAGAAGAGUAGCCUAUUCCGCCUUUCUGAUGGCGACGCCCAGAUUAAUGGAACCCUAUUUAUUCGUCGAAGUCCAAGCACCCGCAGAUUGCGUGUCGGCCGUUUACACGGUGUUAGCCAAGAGAAGAGGGCACGUGACUCAGGACGCACCCGUUCCUGGAAGUCCUUUGUACACUAUUAAGGCAUUUAUACCAGCGAUUGAUAGCUUCGGGUUCGAGACCGAUUUGAGAACGCACACGCAAGGUCAGGCGUUCUGCUUGUCCGUAUUCCACCAUUGGCAGAUCGUACCUGGCGAUCCUUUGGAUAAGAGUAUCACAAUUCGGCCGCUCGAGCCGCAACCCGCUACACACUUGGCUAGAGAAUUUAUGUUGAAGACACGAAGACGGAAGGGACUUUCGGAAGAUGUAUCAAUCAACAAAUUCUUCGACGAUCCUAUGUUGCUCGAAUUGGCAAGACAAGACGUACUUCUGAAUUAUCCAUUGUAAUAAGCGACCGUUGUAAUAAUUCUGCUUAUGAUUUUAAUGU
Dufourea novaeangliae is the source of this 3078-nucleotide messenger RNA. RefSeq names its product 116 kDa U5 small nuclear ribonucleoprotein component. Lineage: Eukaryota; Metazoa; Arthropoda; Insecta; Hymenoptera; Halictidae. Gene Ontology annotation, molecular function: translation elongation factor activity; GTP binding; U5 snRNA binding. The record is from RefSeq and is a predicted model, not a curated record. Gene Ontology annotation, cellular component: U4/U6 x U5 tri-snRNP complex; U2-type catalytic step 2 spliceosome; cytosol. The transcript has 8 exons. The coding region runs from base 96 to 3038 and encodes 980 amino acids. Gene Ontology annotation, biological process: mRNA splicing, via spliceosome.